This is a messenger RNA of Oncorhynchus masou masou (cherry salmon), 2402 nucleotides long. It is a transcript of the gene timm21, whose product is annotated as translocase of inner mitochondrial membrane 21. NCBI's taxonomy places the organism in Eukaryota, Metazoa, Chordata, Actinopteri, Salmoniformes, Salmonidae. The transcript is spliced from 6 exons. The record is from RefSeq and is a predicted model, not a curated record. Bases 240 to 977 code for a protein of 245 amino acids. Gene Ontology annotation, biological process: protein import into mitochondrial matrix. Gene Ontology annotation, cellular component: TIM23 mitochondrial import inner membrane translocase complex.
GACAUGCAUGCGCCGGAGGUUCAACAGCAAGCUCCCAAACUCAACGCUGACAGUCUUGCAAGUACUUAUUGAAGUAUAUAUUGAAUUGUGUUGUAAUUAGGUCAUUUAUAUCGUAUAAUGGGUCGACUUUAGUAGCAGUUCAUUAAUACUGGGAAAUUUUGCGAAAUAGGGGCAAGACACAGCGUGCGUUUUUUUUGAUAGCUGAAGUAGCUAGCAAGUCAACGUGAAUAGAGGACAACAUGGUGUAUUCUUUCAUACUGAAAGUUGUGCAGCGUAAUUUGCAUCAAUAUCAAACACUGUCAACGCAAUCCGUUCUGCGAAUAUGUGAACGCAUGCAGAAUAAUUUGCACCUUCAGAAACCGUCUACUGCAACAUCCAGAUUCGUUUUCUAUGGGACUGCAUAUCACUCACCUAUUGUGAGCAAUCUAUUUUGUACACGGAGUCGAAGCAUUUCUGUCGACACAAGAUUGAGAAGUAAAGGAGAAGAGAAGGAUGGUGGACAGGUGUCAGUACCAAGGCAAGGACCUUCUACUGCACAUAAAGUAAAGGAAGCUGGCAAAGACUUUACCUACCUCAUAGUUGUGCUGAUUGGACUCGGAGUAACAGGUGGGUUGUUGUAUGUGGUUUUCCAGGAGCUGUUCUCCUCCUCCAGCCCCAACAAGGUCUACAGCAAAGCCUUCAACAAAACCAGGUUACACCCAGAGGUGAUUGGAGUGUUCGGGGAGCCAAUCAAGUGCUUCGGUGAAACGUCCCGCCGAGGUAGAAGACAGAAAAUCAGUCAUGUGGAGUACAUGAAGGAUGGACUGAAGCACAUGAGACUGAAGUUCUACAUCCAGGGAGAAGAACCAGGCCGGCAGGGAACUGUGCACACAGAAUCUAAAGAGAACCCUGAAACUGGAAAGUUAGAGUUCCGCUACAUCUUUGUGGAAGUAGACACUUACCCCAGGAGAACCAUUGUCAUUGAGGAUAACAGAUAAGGUGGGGACUGAUUCUCUGACCCGGUCUGAAGAGGUGCUGCAGCUGUCUAGCAUCACUCAGAUUAUGUAGGCAAUGCAUCACUUUGUUGAUGAACUUGUUUGUUUCAAAAAGUUUUUCAACAAAUGCCAAUAAAGUUUUAUAGAGUCCGUCGGUGGUGAAACCCAAUAAUAAUUAUUGAUGGAACCAAGUUCCUGUAUCUUGUUGUUUAGUAUGAGUUUCAGAUUUGUUGGGUGAUUUAGAAAAUGUACUGCCAUUGCUGACUUUUCUGAGGACAAUUUCCAUAUUUUUGAGAACUGAGUUAGUGAGGGUGAAGUAUGAUCUCGUGGCUGUUCCCUUCUGAAUGCCAUUAACUGGUGUAUUAAAUUAGCAAUGAUUUGAAGCUAUCCGUUUUAAUGCUCCAUAGAAUAAACAGCUUCUAAAGAAUGGUUUACUUUUGUUGUCAAAUCACGGAAAUGUAAUGCUGAUGCAGAGAUGUUAUUUGUCUAUUGACAGUGAAAAUGUUCAAUGUCUUUGUUCAUGAAUCUACUUCACUGAUUUGAGAUAUGGAAAAACGUUAAAGAUUUUUAAUUAACUAAGACUCCUGUAUUUUGAGAGCAAAUCAAUAGAAUUGUUUUGUGAGUAUGUGGAAAUACAAAAACUGUGUGACUUGAUUAAACCCCCAAUAAUAAAGGAUUCAUUGACCAUGCGAAGUUAGACAUAUUCUGUCACACUGCAAAUGUUCUAUCCCACCCUGAACUUAUUGGAAAUACAUUUUAGAAAAAGUCUGUUGGUACUUAUGCAACACAGGAGGUUGGUGGCACCUUAAUUUGGGAGAAAGGGCUCAUGGUAAUGGCAGGAGCGGAAUAGGUGGAAUGGUAUCAAACACAUGGUUUCAUGUUUGAUUACAUUCGCUCCGUUCCAGACAUAAUGAGCCUUUCUCCCCUCGGCAGCCUCCAUUGUUAUGGACAGUAUUGUUUUGAUUUAGUUCGGGCAAUAUUUGCUAGGAUAUUAUACCAUACCCAAUAUUAUGUAUGCAAAUGUUUACUCGGACCUGAUGAAAUUAGUGUAAACAUCAUCCUAUGACUGAGUACAGUGCCUUCGGAAGGUAUUCAGACCCCUUGACUUUUUCCACAUUUUGUUACGUUACUGCCUUAUUCUAAAAUGUAUCAAAUAAAAAGAAUUCCUCAGCAAUCUACACAAAAUACCCCCUGAGGAAGAAAAGUUUAUUUUUCAAUUUUUGCAAAUGUAUAAAAAACAUCUUAUUUACUAAAAUAUUCAGACCAUUGGCUAUGAGACUUGAAAUUGAAGAAAAAAAGAAAAGGUUCCUGGCGUCUCCUCUAAGGGUUCUUCAAAGAACCCCUUUUAAUGGAUCCUCAGAACCUUUUGGGGGAAAUUAUUAUUAAUAAUAAUAUGCACAACAAUAACACCAUAUUUUAUUUGUCUGU